AUGAAGACACAAGCACUGCUACAACUACAUCUACUUGCAUUGCUAUUCAUUGUUUGUUCAUCACUCUCCUACUCUCCAUCAAUAAUUAACUCACAACACCAACAACACCAACAACAACAACAACAACAUCAACAACAUCAACAAUAUCAACAAGUAGAUAUAACAUCAUCAUCAUUGGAUAUUGGAGAUUGUGAGAUUGGAGUUGAUAAUACAUUGGACUAUGUCAUUGGUAUUGAUAUUGGUAGUUCAUACUCAUCAGUCAGUGUAUACAGGAAUGGUUACUACGAGACAGUCCAUAAUGAAAGUGAUAAGAACAACUAUGUAACACCAUCCUACGUCGCGUUCUCAAAUGGAGAGAUACUUGUUGGAGAAGCUGCAAAGGACCAGGCCAUCAGCAAUCCCCAGAACACUAUAUCCAUGAACGAUAUUAGAUCGCUCAUUGGAAGAAGGUAUUCAGAUCAACAUGUACAGGAUAGAGUGAAGACGUUGACAUUCAGGGUAGUUGACAUAUAUGACAAGCCAUACAUUGUCGCCAAGCUCAAUGGCGAGGACAAAUCAUACUCGCCAGAGGAUAUCUUUGGUAUUUUCUUGAACAGAAUGAGGGAGAAGGUUGAAGGCUACUUCUUUGGUGUUCCGAUCAAACAUGCAGUGAUAACAUGCCCAGUUAGCUUCAAUGGGGUUCAACGACAGUCGAUCAGAGAUGCUGGAGCAUUGGCAGGACUUAAUGUGAUACAAGUCAUCGAUGAACCAAUUGCCGCUUGUCUCUCUUACGAUCUCAACAGAGGUGUAGGCGACAGGAAUAUCUUGGUGUUCGACUUUGGAGCGGACAAGGUGGAGGUCACUAUCUUGAAUGUGGACAAUAGAGGUGUCUUCAAAGUAUUGUCCAACACUGAUGUACAGAGUGGAGCGGACAUCAUUGAAGGCGAGGACCCACUGGAGACAGUCAAGCAAGUGUUGGAGAUCAGUGGAUUGAACAAGGUAGACAUUAGCAAUAUCGUCAUGGUUUGCCAAUACGGCCACCUUCAUAAUGUCAACCAACUGUUGACAGACUUCUUUGAUGGCAAGCAGACAUUAAGAGACAUCGACCCUCAUUAUGUACUAUCAGUUGGCGCUGCCAUUAGUGGUGCCAGAUUAAUCAAAGAGUUACCCGACAAUACCAAUGCACAACAGCCAUUGGUGAUCCAGAGUGGUACACACGAUGAACUAUAG
Acytostelium subglobosum LB1 is the source of this 1209-nucleotide messenger RNA. RefSeq lists its product as hypothetical. NCBI's taxonomy places the organism in Eukaryota, Evosea, Eumycetozoa, Acytosteliales, Acytosteliaceae. The record is from RefSeq and is a predicted model, not a curated record. Bases 1 to 1209 code for a protein of 402 amino acids. The transcript has 2 exons. Gene Ontology annotation, molecular function: ATP binding; ATP-dependent protein folding chaperone.